UGUGAACUGAAGAAGGCUGUAGCAUGUACAUGUCAGUGUUGCAAUUAGCGGUUACUCGUGUGUGUUUGUGUCCUUAGUAAACCCAGGAACGCAGUGGACAGUACGUUCAGCAGGAGCCACAAUGUCUCCCCUUUACAUAGCUGUUAUCCUUAUUAUCUCAGCGUGUAGUCCUCCGUGUCUGGCCCAGGGUUAUGGCCCCUUGCCUCACAAGGGCAAGAAACAUCGCACUACAACGACGACCACCUUGCCACCAGAUAUUGCUAGUUUGGACGUCGAUGGACAGCAAUACCAACCGGCAUUCAUCAACCCAGUUAGCAGUCCUGUUCCCGAUAACAGCCUCGGCUCCUACAGCCAACCGGCUUCCCCUCCAGAGGGAGGAGGCUCAUAUUGGUGGCAGAACCCCAAUUCUCCUUUCAGUGGUGUGAGCCCACCCUCAUCUGCACAGCCCAGUGGUUGCGGUCCCGGAGUGGCUGGUGGCUGUGGAUCAACACCCGUCAACAUUCAGGGCAACCCAUUUCUGAGUGGCCUCAAACCGGGUGGGGCACCCCCUGUAAACCCUUCAGGCCAGACAGUAACCUGUAGUGGGCGUGGAUACAUCUGCUCUCCGAAACAUCUCUGCGUCAACGGAGUUGUCGUUGAAGAUGGACAGGGACUCAUCCAGGUGCGAUCAGAGAUACAGUACUGCAAUGCUGCCUCAGAGGUCUGCUGUCGUCUCCCUGCUGGACCUGAAAAACCAUCUAGUUGUGACAAUUAUGGUUCGGGUAGCAGCUGUGGUGGAAAUGUGGUUCCUUCACAGCCAGGUUUGGUCCAUGUCACCCCUUCCUCAUCUCAGCCAGGUUUGGUCCAUGUCACCCCUUCCUCAUCUCAGCCAGGUUUGGUCCAUGUCACCCCUUCCUCAUCUCAGCCAGGAUUAAUACAUAUCAGUCCCAGUCCAAACCAGCCUGGACUUAUUCAUGUUCCACCUCCGUCAAAACCAUCCUUCCCAGUCAGCGAAGUUCAGCGUCCAAGUGCCAGCAUCCCGUCAGUGACAUAUGCUCCAAGCAACAAUUUUGGUCGGCCAGUUCCUGGCACUUAUGGAGUACCAAUAGGAGGAUCAAUUUAUGAUAGCACUAGACAGCCUGUGACUCCAACGCCCAAUCCAAGCCCAUACACGGGACCACUCAACACUACACCACAUCCAGGCUGUGCAGCGGCUUUGAAGUGUGUUCCUGAAACAUACUGCACUGCAGACGGCGUCAUGGCAGAUCAUCCUGUCACACUCACCAGGGAACAGUAUGAGAACAGAGUUCCCUUGUCGGAAUGUGCUGAUCCUGACACUGGUGCUAUUGGAAAAUGUUGUCGAGAUCCCAACUACAAGGAUCCCUGGCCAGGUGGCAUGAUGAUGAAAAAUACUGAGGAUGGCCACCAGCACCAACACCAGCAGGAUGAGUGUGGUGCUGCGGCCUCAUGUCUGCACCCAUACCAGUGUGGCAACCAGUACAAGAUCCAGCCAGCUAAGAGUUGCAGAGUACCACUUGAUGGGGCAUCAGGAAUCUGCUGUUCCAAUCACCAGUCUGCAUUCCCUGGUGAAACAUUUAUUUCUGGAAGCACUCCACUCUCUCAGAAACCUGUUAAGAAGCCUAGUAUUGGUUAUCCUCAGCCAAAGCCAGUUUUUCAGCCAUUACCACAACCAGCUUCAUCCUCUCCUCAGCCAUUCCUUCACGUAGCCCCAUCCUCUCCUCAACCUUUCCCACAACAUGUUCCAUCAUCUCCUCAACCAUUCCCACAGCAUGUUCCAUCAUCUCCCCAACCAUUCCCACAACAUAUCCCAUCAUCUGCAGAACCACUUCCUCAUGUUCCAACACAGUCAUAUCCCCAGUACUCCCCAUCCUCUCCUCAACCUUUCCCACAGCAUGUUCCAUCAUCCCCUCAACCGUCUCCAUCAUCUCCUCAACCAUUCCCACAGCAUGUUCCAUCAUCCCCUCAACCAUUCCCACAGCAUGUUCCAUCAUCUCCUCAACCAUUCCCACAGCAUGUUCCAUCAUCUCCCCAACCAUUCCCACAGCAUGUUCCAUCAUCCCCUCAACCGUUCCCUCAACCAUCUCCAUCAUCUCCUCAACCAGCCCCUCAACCAUCUCCUCAACCAUUCCCACAAUAUCUGCCAUCUUCCCCUCAACAAUUUCCUGAGCCAUCUCCUCAACCAUAUCCACAAUCAAAACCAAGUCAUGAGCCAUUCCCUCAACCAACUCCACAACCCUCACAGCCUAUACCCAGUGCACAACCCCCAACAUAUCCAAAACCAGUCAAGUCAGUACAUCCUAAACCACAACCAACACAGCCUCAACCACUGUUCACCCGACCCACAUCUCCUCAACCUCUCCCUCAUCCAGGAUCUCAGUCACACUUCCCAGUGCCUCGGCCUGAGUCAAGUUUUCCAUCCAGACCAUCAACAGGUUAUCCCCAACCAGGAGUAGAGUGUGGGAUCAGGAGACAGGUGUCACGACAAGGCUUGGGUGAUACAGAUUCAGGAUUUGGCGAGUUUCCAUGGCAAGCACUGGUCUUAUCAAAUUCAAACCAGAGCGCACUCUGCAGUGCUGCAGUUAUCUCAGACAAGGCUGUGAUCACAGCUGCAAAUUGCCUUCACAAUUUGGAGUCCAGUGACAUAGUUGUUGAGGUUGGAGCAUGGCGACUCCUUUCCAGUGAUCAGCCAAAGCCCAUACAGGUGGUUCAAGUGGCUGCCAUUGCCCGGCAUCCAAGUUUUGAUGCUGGUUCCUUUUUCAAUGACUUAGCUGUGCUUAUUCUGGGCAAACAGCUGAAGUUUGAUGAUCACAUUGACAAGAUCUGCCUGCCGCCUAAAGACCAGGAUGUGACACAGUUCCAGCGCACGUGUAUUGCUACUGGCUGGGGCAAGAAGGCUUUGCAAGGAAAUGUUCCUGGCAGCAUUCUCCACCAAGUACCUGUGAGGCUGAUCCCUCACUCAACAUGUGAGGAUAUCCUCCGACAGACUCACCUGGGACGCUACUUCAUUUUAAACCCAUCCUUCCAAUGUGCUUUACCAACUGCACAGUCACAAGAUUUAUGCAAGGUUGAUGUGGGUGGUCCAAUUGCCUGUGAUCAAGGAGAUGGCCAUCAUGUGCUGAGUGGACUAUACAGCUGGGAUGUUGGCUGUAAUGUCCCCAGCAGCCCAACUGUACUUAGUGGGAUAGAUGUUGCCUGGAUUGAGAGCAUCCUGGGUCGUCCUGUGGAUGAACUUGUAAGGAAUGAACUGAAUGAAAUCCUUAGACAGCAGCAACAGCAGGAUCUGGGGAAUGUUGACACUGAGAGCAAGCCGGGUUUCUCUCAAGGAUAUGGCAAGAAGUAGACAAGUGCUGACCGUGUGACACCUGACAAAUGAAUCUCUUCCACGUGGUGCUGUGCUUCAUAAAUAUGUAGAAAACAUGCAACUUUGCACAUGUCCUUCUACUCAGAAUUAUUAUUGUUGGCCUGUAAAUAUAGAAUGCAAGGAUUCACGUUGAACUUUUGUGAUAACAGGGUUGACAUUUCUGAUUUCAUAACGGCAAGGAAUCACUUCAAGGAAGUCACUGCAUGGUGGAGUUAGUUUCUCAGUAAAGCGACUGUCUACAAAAUGGAUGUUUGAUCUUUGAUUUGUGGCAGGAUUGUUGAGAUUUUUCUUGUCAAAAUCAAAACUAGCAUGAAGCUCACUGAAAUUUCAAUGGGACAUUUUUGUGGCUAUCAACAUCACACAUGGUCACAUUGUUAUUUCACUGUGAACCUCUGUUGUGCAUUAUAGCCCUUUGAAAUCGUGACUUCAGUGAAUGUGCAUGCUAUGACCUUCAGUUCUGGAAGGGCAGCCACAAUUGUACUAAGAUUCAGAACCUGGUAGAAGAACAGCAUAUGAAACAGUGUUAUCUGCAUGUAUGCUAUGAACUUUUGGUAACGUGGGCGUUGCAAUCCUGAAUCAGCUUACCUUUCACUUCCGUUAAUUUUUGCCAUCUUAUGUUCUUAUUUACAACUGCUUCCUAACAUAGAUAAUGAAAUAAUAACAAGCAAGCAUUUGAAUAACUCUAUUGCCUGACCAACCUUCUAAGCACAAGCUACUGGGGAUGGAGGUGAGCAGUUCGUGCAACAUGUGCGUUUGUUUUCUCCAAAGUAUUAAGUUUUUACCUAUAAAACAUUUAUAAGUAAACAGUUUUACAGGCAUUAAAGAAAAACAAAAAUCAUAUAACAUUAAAUUACCAUCAUACAAAGGUCAAAAAUAUACUAGAAAUCUAUUUAA
This is a messenger RNA of Cryptotermes secundus, 4255 nucleotides long. Its product is annotated as nascent polypeptide-associated complex subunit alpha, muscle-specific form. The coding region runs from base 122 to 3340 and encodes 1072 amino acids. NCBI's taxonomy places the organism in Eukaryota, Metazoa, Arthropoda, Insecta, Blattodea, Kalotermitidae. The transcript is spliced from 9 exons. Gene Ontology annotation, biological process: proteolysis. Gene Ontology annotation, molecular function: serine-type endopeptidase activity. The record is from RefSeq and is a predicted model, not a curated record.